AUGGGGCUGGAUUACUACAGCGUGCUCAAGGUCAACCGGAGCGCCACGGAGGACGACCUCAAGAAGUCGUACCGCCGGCUGGCCAUGAAGUGGCACCCCGACAAGAACCCCGGCGACAACAAGGCAGAGGCCGAGGCCAAGUUCAAGAAGAUCUCCGAGGCCUACGAGGUUCUGAGUGAUCCGCAGAAGAGGACAGUAUAUGAUCAAUAUGGGGAGGAGGGCCUGAAGACCUCCGCGGACGCCGGUAGCUCGUCGUCAUCUAUGAAUGGCUCCACAAACCACCGCUUCAAUCCUCGGAAUGCCGAGGACGUCUUUGCUGAGUUCUUCGGCAGCAGCAAGCCUUUUGAGGGGAUGGGGCGAGCCAAGUCGAUGAGGUUCCAGACAGAAGGCGCCGGCACCUUUGGUGGGUUCGGUGGUGGCACCGAGAGCAAAUUCAGAUUAUACAAUGAUCCUGUCGGCGCCAGCUCUAGCCAGCCCCGGAAGCCACCGCCCGUGGAGACGAAGCUUACCUGCACGCUUCCAGAGCUAUACUCUGGUUCGACACGCAAGAUGAAGAUAUCCAGGAACAUUGUCAAGUCUAAUGGGCAACUGGGCAUUGAAUCGGAGAUUCUGACAAUCGAUAUAAAACCCGGAUGGAAGAAAGGGACCAAGAUCACAUUUCCGGACAAGGGCAAUGAGCAGCCGAACCAGCUUGCCGCCGAUCUCGUCUUCGUCAUCGACGAGAAGCCUCAUGAUGAGUACAUGAGGGAAGGCAACGACCUGCUGAUCUACCAGAAGAUCGACCUGGUGGAUGCAUUGGCAGGAACCACAGUGAAUCUGAAGACCCUUGACGGGCGUGACCUGGUGAUCAAGCUGACAGACGUGGUAACACCGGGAUAUGAGCUUGCAAUCGCCAAGGAGGGGAUGCCUAUUGUGAAAGAAAAUGGGAGGAGAGGCAAUCUGAGAAUCAGGUUCGAUGUUGAUUUCCCGAAGAGGCUGUCAUCGGAGCAGCGGCAUAAUAUUAGGAAGGUUCUUGGAGGGGGAGGGCAGCCUCAGCAGUAA
Molecule: messenger RNA, 1041 nt
Organism: Triticum turgidum subsp. durum (durum wheat)
Lineage: Eukaryota; Viridiplantae; Streptophyta; Magnoliopsida; Poales; Poaceae
Source: the annotation of a GenBank genome assembly